Messenger RNA from Cavia porcellus (domestic guinea pig), 1533 nucleotides. RefSeq lists its product as uncharacterized. The record is from RefSeq and is a predicted model, not a curated record. Lineage: Eukaryota; Metazoa; Chordata; Mammalia; Rodentia; Caviidae. Gene Ontology annotation, molecular function: nucleic acid binding; RNA-DNA hybrid ribonuclease activity. The transcript has 2 exons. Bases 37 to 1533 code for a protein of 498 amino acids.
UGGCCUCCGUGCCUGAGAAUUUUGGCCGCUGUGGCAAUGCUACUCAAAGAGGCUAAGAAGCUCACUUUUGGACAAAAGAUUUCUGUGGUAACCUCCCACAGCCUAGAGACUCUUAUUAAAACCCCCCCAGAAAAAUGGCUUUCAAAUGCCAGAAUUCUACACUAUCAGGCCUUGCUUCUAGACCCAGAAUCAGUAGUUUUCAAGACCUCCUCAGCUCUAAACCCAGCCACUCUCAUGCCCGACGAUAACCCAGAAAACCAACAGAUGCCUCUCCAUGAGUGUGCUGACAUUCUCGAGUUACAGCAAAACUUGCGAGCUGAUCUAACCGACCAGCCUUUUAAGGACGCUUACAAUUAUUUCACCGACGGAAGCAGUUUCAUUCAGGACGGGAGGCGAGUGGCCGGCGCAGCAGUGACCACCGAGAAAGAGGUACUCUGGGCUAAGCAGUUAGAGCCUGGCACUUCUGCCCAAAAGGCAGAGCUCAUUGCUCUGACAGAGGCAUUAAAGCUAGCCUCAGGAAAGAGGGUAAACAUCUACACAGACAGCAGAUAUGCUUUUGCUACUGUACAUGUACAUGGAGCUAUUUACCAUGAACGCGGUCUCUUGACCUCGGCCGGGACUAAGAUUAAAAAUGCCCCACAGAUCCUAGACUUGCUAGCAGCUGUCUGGCUACCUCAGCAAGUCGCUAUUAUUCAUUGCAAGGCACACCAAGUGGGAGAUGACCCCAUCAUCAUAGGAAACAAUUUGGCCGAUCAGGCUGCCCAAAAAAUAGCAACCACAUCAGAGGGGCCUGCAGAGGAAAUGACUGCCCUGAUGCUAGUCCCUCAAGCCUUGUCAGAGCCUGUUUAUUCGAAGACAGAUUUACAGCUAGCAUCUCAACUUGGAGCCAAACCCCACACUCCAGGGGGCUGGUAUCAGCUGCCCGACAAGCGAGUGCUGUUACCCGAAGCACUAGGACGAGAGCUUUUGCAGCAAGCUCAUCAGGCUACUCAUUUAGGAGGAACUAAACUAGCAGAAUUGUUCAGAGAUCGAUUUUUCAUUCCAAAGCUCUCCAAACUAACUGCCUCUCUGAGCUCUAGAUGUCCACAGUGUUUGUUGGUCAACCCAACCAGGAAACCUCCACUGGAAACCACCCGGUAUCGAGGAACCUCCCCAGGAGAACACUGGGAAGUGGACUUCACGGAUAUGUCCUUACAGAGUCUCCAGCCUGUACUGACCUCAAUUCACCGGCUGUUCAGACAAAAACAUCCGAACCCCCCCUUGGGAACGCUGCCCCAAGCGUCAAUUGAGCCAGGAACGUCGGUCCUGGUGCGACGACACCACCGGGAUUCGCUUGAGCCGCGCUGGGAGGGACCGUUCACCGUGGUGCUCAGCACUCCCACCUCCGUCAAGGUAGCAAAAAAGACUGCGUGGAUCCACCACACACAAGUCAAACCACUAGAAGCUACAGACGACAAAAAGGGUCCCCGAUGGACAGUACAACGGACUGGUAACCCAUUAAAGUUAAAGUUUGUAAAGGACUCUCAGCCAUAA